Molecule: messenger RNA, 3905 nt
Organism: Monodelphis domestica (gray short-tailed opossum)
Lineage: Eukaryota; Metazoa; Chordata; Mammalia; Didelphimorphia; Didelphidae
Source: RefSeq, a predicted model, not a curated record
GUGUUUGGUAACCCUUAAACGGCUGGAGAAAAGUCCCCCAUUAUUGUGUUUACUCUGAUCUGGGCGCCCAGACUUCUGGUCCCCGAGCCUACAAACUAGCCAGCCCUGGGGAACGGAGAUGCAGGGCAGAGAGGGACGAGGAGCGUUCAUUUGCGGAAAACAUUGGGAAGCCAGAAGCCGGGCUAGACCCUCUGAGGAGUGGUGCCUACUAAGGGCUUAGUGAACCCGCAAGGUGGAGCGAAAGAGAAGCCGGCUACCCCUCAGGCCCCACCCCCACCCUUCCAGAGCCCAAAGAAAUACCGAAAGAAACAAACUCAUCGAUAAAUGGGAAACGGGGGAAAGGCCCGGGGCAGGGCGGGAGGAGGGAACGGCUUCCAAAGAAACUGCCACAUUCCGGCUCCCCGGAGGAGCCGGGUCAUCAGACGCGCUCCUCUGCUUAAGCCAGCCUCCCGCAAACAUGCUCCUCUUUAACUCUGGGCCUUGGGGAGCCCAGAGUGCCUGAAGCCAAUGAAGCAGGGGCCCCAGCAGUGACGCUGCAGAGCCGUGAGCAUCCCCAGAGGUAAGACGAAAGCAGCUCCUGGGGCCGCCGGCCAGCUUCGGGCAGACCUAGGCGCGAAGUGCUCGUAGCAAGGCCGUGCCGCGCCCCUCGGCCUUGCCGGCUGAAGAGAGCCCCACCGACCCCUGCGGCUACAGAAAAAGACCCUGCAGUGGGGACUCCGCCCAGUGCUCGUUCGGGCUAGCUGGUCAACCUCGGCUUCUUUCCAGAAAAGCGGCAAGAGGAAAGUUCCCGUGGCCUAUUCUGGCUGGGGUCGUGAGACGAGAGGCAGCGCCAGGGGCCUCCCCUUCCAUCCGUGCCCUCCAGUCAUGGCCACUCUGGUGAUGUCCCGGGAGGAGAAGCUGAGCCAGGAUGAGAUCGUGCUGGGCACCAAGGCCGUCAUCCAGGGGCUGGAGACCCUGAGGGGCGAGCACCGGGCUCUGCUGGCGUCCCUGCUGGAGAAUGUGGCUGGGAGGGAGGAGGCGGAGCCCGGAGCCCAGGAACGCUCGGGGCUCCUACGCCGAUCCCUGGAGGCCAUCGAGCUGGGACUUGGGGAGGCUCAGGUGAUCCUGGCACUCUCUGGCCACCUCGGGGCAGUGGAGUCGGAGAAACAAAAGCUCAGGGCCCAGGUGCGACGCCUGGUGCAGGAGAACCAGUGGCUGCGGGAGGAGCUGGCCGGGACCCAGCAGAAGCUGCAGCGCAGUGAGCAGGCCGUGGUGCAGCUGGAGGAGGAAAAGCAGCAUCUGCUCUUCAUGAGCCAGAUCCGGAAACUGGAUGAGGACCCUUCCCCAAGUGAAGAGAAGGGAGAUGUUUCCAAGGAUUCCCUGGAUGACCUGUUCCCCAAUGAGGAUGAACAGAACCCAGCUCAGGGCCCUGGGGGAGGAGAUGCAGCUGCCCAACAUGGAGGCUAUGAGAUACCAGCCCGGCUCAGGACCUUGCACAACUUGGUGAUUCAGUACGCUUCUCAGGGGCGCUAUGAGGUGGCUGUGCCCCUCUGUAAGCAGGCCCUGGAGGACCUGGAGAAAACCUCAGGCCAUGACCAUCCUGAUGUGGCCACCAUGCUGAACAUCUUGGCUCUUGUUUACCGAGAUCAGAAUAAAUACAAAGAAGCUGCGCACUUGCUCAAUGAUGCCCUAGCUAUCCGGGAGAAGACCUUGGGGAAGGACCAUCCAGCUGUGGCAGCUACUUUGAACAACUUGGCAGUUCUGUAUGGCAAAAGGGGCAAGUACAAGGAAGCAGAACCCUUGUGUAAACGAGCCCUGGAGAUCCGAGAGAAGGUGUUGGGCAAAUUCCACCCUGAUGUGGCCAAGCAGUUGAAUAACCUGGCCCUGCUGUGUCAGAACCAGGGCAAGGCAGAAGAGGUGGAGUACUACUACCGGCGAGCUUUGGAGAUCUAUGAGGCUCGGCUGGGCCCAGAUGACCCCAACGUGGCCAAGACCAAGAACAACUUGGCCUCUUGCUAUCUGAAGCAGGGGAAAUACCAAGAUGCAGAAACACUCUAUAAGGAGAUCCUGACCCGUGCCCAUGAGAAGGAGUUUGGCUCAGUCAAUGGGGACAACAAGCCCAUCUGGAUGCAUGCUGAAGAACGAGAGGAGAGCAAGGAUAAGCGCCGAGAUACCACCCCUUAUGGAGAAUAUGGCAGUUGGUAUAAGGCUUGUAAAGUGGAUAGCCCCACAGUGAACACCACACUUCGGAGCCUAGGGGCACUCUACCGACGGCAGGGGAAGAUGGAGGCAGCUCACACCCUGGAGGACUGUGCCAGUCGAAGUAGAAAGCAGGGCCUGGAUGCUGCAAGCCAGACCAAGGUGGUGGAACUGCUGAAAGAUGGCAGCAGUGGGCGAGGUGAUCGCCGGAGCAGCCGAGAGGGCCCCGGAGGGGCUGGAUCUCGAACUGAACUGGAGCCAGAGGAUUCGGGGCCCACAGCUGAGUGGUCUGGGGAUGGCAGUGGUUCUCUCCGGAGAAGUGGCUCCUUUGGGAAACUCCGAGAUGCCCUGAGGCGAAGCAGUGAGAUGCUCGUGAAGAAGCUUCAGGGGGGAGGCCCCCAAGAGCCUCCCAACCCCCGGAUGAAACGGGCCAGUUCCCUCAACUUCCUCAAUAAGGGCACAGAGGAAACCAACCAGUCCAGCAACACCAACUUGUCCGACAGUCGCAUGCUCAGUUCCAGCUCUCUUGACCUCUCCCGACGAAGCUCACUCAUUGGCUAAGAGGGAGGGGUGGAAAAGGGGCCUAACUUGGGACAUCCUCGGCCAGCCCCCAUCUGCUGUGCCCUCCCCGGCUGCUUGUCAUGUCCCACAGGAUGGGGGGGCUGCAGGGGGAGACCUGAGCAUCAGCUUUCUCUGGCCUGCUUCAGCCACCCUUCCCUGAAGGCUGUUUCCCACAGGCCCCUUCCCCAUCUUUUUUUGUUCGAUCUCAGGGUAACCUCUCCCCAUCAUUUCAGGCUUAGCAGCUCAAGGCUCACUCCACCCCCACCCCCACCCCCCACUCCCCAGUCUAGCACGGUUAGUCACCCAGCCUAGAAGUGUCAUGUUGUUGGAGUGUAGAGAGGAGCCAGGAUUUCCCCUGUGUAUUUAUUUCCCUCUUCCCUUCCCCUAGAGCCUCCUCAGGGCCCUGGCAGAACUUCCCAAAGCAGUCCCUGCCCCUGGCACUGGGAGGAUCUUCCCACCCUUCCUUGGGGGUCUCCCAAAAGGGAGAACAAGAACACUAAGGAUCUUCCUCCUCCCUUCCAUAGGCCUCUGCUUCUGUAUAUAGAGAAAUAAGUUAUUGGCCACCCCUUUCUUCCCCCUUGCACCCCCUGGCCAGUGAUGAGCCACUCUGCCCUGUCCAUGGUACCUCCUCUGGCCCUUCCCCUCUUCCCUUCCAGGGAUGCCACCCAGGCCUUAAUCCCUUGCAGACAAGGUCUCGGACACAUAGGUGCAGAAAUAUGCCCCUGUGCCCUUCCCAAACGAUUGAAGGCUGCCUUCUGGACCCUCACCCCACUCGGGUGUAGGACUGAGGCUCUGGCCCCUGGCUCCCAUCAGUGUUGGCAGCACCAAGUCCCUACUUUGUCUACAGUGGCCGACACUGCUCUCCAUUUUCCCAUUUUGGUUCCCCCGUGGCAGAGCCUGGGCCUUAACCGGGCUCCUCAGGAGCCACAUUCCAGGUACUGCCUAUUCCUUCCCUGCCUUCCACUGCCCCUCUCCCUCCGAGGUACCACCUGUUGAGCCAUUCCUUCCCCUCCUACACCUAUGGCUUCUGAGGCUUCCAAUUCCUCCUCCGUGGAGGGAGGGGACUGCACUCCCCUCCCUUAGCUGGGAGGGGGCCAGGGUGAGCUGGGGGACCCAUUUGCUUUGUUCAGAUGUUGCUGUAGAAAUAAAGACAGUUUGAAUCCAAA